Messenger RNA from Papilio machaon (common yellow swallowtail), 480 nucleotides. RefSeq lists its product as uncharacterized. Lineage: Eukaryota; Metazoa; Arthropoda; Insecta; Lepidoptera; Papilionidae. The coding region runs from base 35 to 382 and encodes 115 amino acids. The record is from RefSeq and is a predicted model, not a curated record. The transcript has 3 exons.
GUGGCAUUAGUUAGUCGUGCUUGCAUUUACAAUUAUGGGUGCCAAAUAUUCAGUUGCGUUUGCUCUUAUUUUACUUUUUUGUGUAUUAGCGAAAAGUUCAUUCAUAAAGCCCAAUAAUGUACCAAGAGUUGGUAGAAGUAACGAAGCAGAUGGAAUGUUUGACCAGGCCUCUAUGGGUUACGUUAUUAAGACAAUUCCAAAUAAAAAUAUACCUCGGAUGGGCAGAAGAAAUUUUGAUUCGGCAAAUAGGUUUGAUAUUCCAAAGUUCUAUCAGUUGCCAAGGGAAUCAUUUGAACUUUAUGAAGGUGAAGAUCAAUCCAAAUAUUCUCAAGAGACUCCAUUAGAAGCUGCAUUUAACAACCAUCUAGAAAACAUGAAGUAAGAUUUUUCGAAAAUAUACAUACAAGGAUCGCUUUGAUACAUGUUUGACUUGUAAGGACAAAAAAUAAAUUUUUAUGUUCCGUUAAUAAAAUAUUUUAU